Molecule: messenger RNA, 327 nt
Organism: Parnassius apollo (apollo)
Lineage: Eukaryota; Metazoa; Arthropoda; Insecta; Lepidoptera; Papilionidae
Source: the annotation of a GenBank genome assembly
AUGCUCAGAAGAAAAGUCCUGUUUCAUCAAGAUAACGCCCGUGUUCACACGUCAGUACUGUCAAUGGCUGAAAUUCACAACUGUGGCUUUGAACUGUUACCGCAUCCGCCGUAUUCACCUGAUCUGGCACCAUCAGACUUCUUUCUGUUCCCUAACCUAAAAAAGCACUUGGGAGGUCAAAGAUUUUCGACAAACGACGAGGUCAAAGCAGCUGUAGACGCAUAUUUUGACUCUAAGGAAGAAUCAUUUUUUUUCAACGGUCUAAAUGCUUGGAAGGGGAGGUGGCAAAAGUGUAUUGAACUUGAUGGUGAUUAUGUAGAAAAAUAA